Cryptomeria japonica (Japanese cedar) is the source of this 2052-nucleotide messenger RNA. Its product is annotated as protein DETOXIFICATION 16-like. Gene Ontology annotation, molecular function: antiporter activity; xenobiotic transmembrane transporter activity. Gene Ontology annotation, cellular component: membrane. Bases 200 to 1750 code for a protein of 516 amino acids. Lineage: Eukaryota; Viridiplantae; Streptophyta; Pinopsida; Cupressales; Cupressaceae. The transcript is spliced from 7 exons. Gene Ontology annotation, biological process: xenobiotic detoxification by transmembrane export across the plasma membrane. The record is from RefSeq and is a predicted model, not a curated record.
ACAAAUGGCUGUGGUGGCCAUCAACUUAGUUUUUGAUUCCCUUACCAAUACAGGAUUUAAAAACUGUGAUCAAGUGGAAGAUUGUUUUUUUGCUGUUUUUUUCAUCUCUCUUCUACGGAGGCGAUUCAAUAUUCUUAACUUAUAAACAUACAAACCGGCUCAUAAGUUGGUUGAAUGUAGUUCGUUUAUUCGAUCGACCAUGGACAGAGGUGAUUCAAUUUAUUGUCAUGGGCAUGAGAAUGAUAUGCUGGAGCCACUUUUAGUCAAGAAGGAAACAGUUGUAUUUAGGGAUAAAGUGCAGUGCAGUGGAGGUCUAGUAUGGGAGGAAGUGAAGAAACAAUGCUGUACAGCAGGCCCUAUGGUGGCUGUGAAUUUGUUACAGUUCAGUUUGCAGAUGAUAUCUGUUAUGAUGGUAGGGCAUUUAGGGGAGCUUGCUCUCUCUAGUGCAUCUAUUGCUACUUCCUUCGCAAAUUUCUCUGGCUUCAGUGUGAUGAUGGGAAUGGGAAGUACAUUGGAAACACUAUGUGGACAGGCCUAUGGAGCAAAGCAAUACCAUCAGAUUGGGAUUCACGUGCAGAGAGCAUUUUUUGCUCUUUUUUGUGUGAGCCUACCGCUUGCUGUGGUGUGGGCAUACAUGGGUAGCAUUCUAAUUGCAUUUGGGCAGGACCCGUUGAUAUCAUUUGAAGCAGGGAAAUAUGCCAGAUGGAUGAUUCCCAGUCUAUUUGGUUAUGCAGCUCUUCAACCCCUUGUAAGAUUUCUCCAGUCACAAAGCAUUGUCUUUCCCAUGAUGCUAUGCUCUGCAAUUACUUUGUGUUUCCAUGUUCCCAUGUGCUGGGUUCUGGUAUUUCAAAUUGGAUUAGGAAAUAAAGGGGCUGCCUUGGCAAACAGCAUUUCCAACUGGGUCAAUGUGACACUUCUUCUACUAUAUAUCAACAUUUCACCUGCAUGCAAGAGGACAUGGACAUCCUUUACAUGGGAGGCUUUGCGUGAUAUUAAACAUUUUUUCAAGCUUGCCAUUCCAUCUGCAUUCAUGAUCUGCUUGCAGUGGUGGUCCUUCGAAAUACUCAUUCUCUUGUCAGGUCUGUUGCCCAAUCCAAAACUUGAGACAUCAGUUCUUUCAAUCAGCCUCAACACUUCUUCCCUAGCAUAUAUGAUUCCCUUCGGUUUUAGUGCUGCUGUAAGUACACGAGUUUCAAAUGAACUGGGAGCCGGACGCUCACAUGCUGCCCGCUUAGCAGUGUAUGUAGUGUUCUUUAUAGCAAUCAUGGAGGCAGUCAUGGUAGGAUGUCUUUUAUUCUCUAUACGAAAUGUUUGGGGUUACGCUUACAGCAAUGAAAAGAACGUCAUUGAUUAUGUUGCAAAGAUGAUCCCAUUGCUAGCAGCCUCAUCAUUUUUGGAAGGAUUCCAAUGCAUUCUUUCAGGCAUUGCUAGAGGAUGUGGGUGGCAAAAAGUGGGUGCUUAUAUUAAUCUUGGAGCAUACUACUUGGUUGGCAUUCCGAUAUCUUUCUUUUUGGCCUUUGUACUGCAUAUUGGUGGCAGGGGACUCUGGCUCGGAAUUAUCUGUGGCCUUUCUGUACAAUCAAUUUUACUAAGCCUAGUAACAACAUGUACAGGCUGGGAACAACAAGUAAGUAGCUCCAAUUUUAGUAUUCUAAAGAGAAAAUUGCAGCAAUUAUUGGUUUAUCUGAGAAAAGAAGACAUGGAUUGUAUCCAUUUAUUUUUUCCGCAAUGUAAAUUAUACGAGGCAUAAGAAUGAAUAUCAAUAACCCAAGGCAGCCUGUAAUGAAUCUUAUUUAUAUCAGACUGAUUUCCAAUUUCAUUUGAGUUUGAAGUUUAUCUACAUGAUUUCAUCGUUUUGAUUUGAUUUGAUGCACAUUACAUACAUUAAUGGAAGGUAUAUGUACACAUACACAUAGCAUCUAGGCCAACAAAUUUGUUUGCUCUUACAUACUAUCUUUCUCUUUACAGUCUAUUGAAUUGGCCAUGAAAAUGAAUGCUUGCUUUGAAUCUAGCUGAAUAUUAUCCAUGAAAGUAGUAAUAUUGUUUACUCAC